Vespa crabro (European hornet) is the source of this 2709-nucleotide messenger RNA. It is a transcript of the gene Eaat1, whose product is annotated as excitatory amino acid transporter 1. Gene Ontology annotation, cellular component: plasma membrane. Gene Ontology annotation, molecular function: neutral L-amino acid transmembrane transporter activity; L-glutamate transmembrane transporter activity; glutamate:sodium symporter activity. Gene Ontology annotation, biological process: L-glutamate transmembrane transport. Lineage: Eukaryota; Metazoa; Arthropoda; Insecta; Hymenoptera; Vespidae. The record is from RefSeq and is a predicted model, not a curated record. The coding region runs from base 1045 to 2469 and encodes 474 amino acids. The transcript has 10 exons.
UUAAUCGUCGAGGUAUCCCAUUCUUUAGAUCGUUUUGUCUGGAAAUGAUAAGCACAUAUUGUUUUUUUCGUUAAAUCAAAUUGACUUUCUUUCGUGCACGUGUAAGUUUGUGUAAAAAAAGAAAAAAAAAAAAAAAAAACGGAAAAGGAGAUCGUAAACGAGUUAAUAUUUAUCACUUUCCAACUACCACAUGAUCUUGCAAGUCUUACACAAUUUAUUUUCAUCUUCUUUGCUUCGUAAGAUCAAUUCGUAAUUGUUCUAUAGAUUGACUUAAGAGAUUCGUAAAUUAAAGAAAUAGAUGUUUUGUAAAUAAUGACUCACAAACUUUUCGUCGCAUGAUAAAAGUGGUUUUCGUUAAUAGGGAGAACGUUGAGAACGAUCGUACAUUGCAAUUAUGCAAGGAAUGCGGUCGUCACGGCAUACGAGCAAACAUUUUUGGAGUUGGGCUUUUCUUCCUCAUGGGGUGGAAGAACUUGAGCUCUAUUUCAUUUUUUUUUUUUUCAUUUCUCCCACGAGUAUGCUCGUAGGGAUACUCACAAAAUUAUACCUCGAAUUAUAUUAAAAAUCUCACCAUUUUCUCCUGAACUUAUAUUUUCGAUGGAUUGCAACAUGUAAAUUCGUUUACCGAUCUAUGGUGUGGUUUUAACCGGUUCGUACUAGUUUUUCCCUGGAUAUAUAUAUAUAUAUAUAUAUAUAUAUAUACGUAUACAUAUAUAUAUAUAUACGUGUAGGUACAUUGGAAAACUGAUAAAUACAUUUUGUAUACACGCCUGCUAUUAUAUUGGUGAAUUAAAUGAGGGGGGAGGGGGAAAGAUGCCAUUAUCCGACACUACUUCAUCGAGAGUAACAGCUUUCAUGGUGUUCCUUCGAGUCAAAGUUAAUUAAAAUUUACAUUGGAGAAAAAGAAGAAGAAGAAGAAGAAGAAGAAGAAAAAAAGUAGAAGACUCUUCUCGCGAAUAUUCUUCUUUCAUAAGAGAUGUUCGACAGGCGAAGACUAUUGUCUUAAAAUUUCAGCGAUUUCGCUUUUAAAGAUAAUAAGACGAUAUGGCGCGUCCAAAAAGAUGGAAGAAGUGCAUGUCGGAAAAUUUAUUGACUUUGCUGACGAUAAUCGGCGUGUGUGCCGGCACUCUAGUUGGCUUCAUCUUAAGGAAUAUCGACAAACCGGAGGGAUGGACAUCUCGAGAAAUAAUGUAUAUUCAAUUUCCUGGUGAUCUUUUUCUUAGGAUGCUUAAAGGACUAAUUUUACCUUUGAUAGUGGCUAGCAUUGUCAGUUCAAUCGGUAGUUUGGAUCUUUCUCUUUCAGGGAAAAUCGGUAUGAGAUCGAUUUAUUAUUAUGGAACUACAACGAUUAGUGCUGUAAUUCUUGGCAUAAUUCUUGUCUCCGUGAUAAGGCCCGGAGAAAUCAGUGGACAUUCUUUCGACGAUCAAAAUGAUUUAACGCCUAUCAGAAAUGUUACUACCACUGAUACGCUAUUAGAUUUAGUCAGGAAUGUAUUUCCGCCGAAUCUUGUUCAAGCUUGUAUUAUGCAAUAUCGUACGAUAUUAACGAAGCCUAAAAAUGCGACGGAUGAUAUUGCUAUAGAAAAUUGGGAUAUUUCACACGUAUAUACCGAUGGAACCAAUACUCUUGGAUUAGUAGUUUUUGGUAUUGUUUUCGGGAUUACACUCGGUAAAAUGAGAGAAUCUGGAAAAGCUUUGUUGGAUUUCUUUACAGCAUUGUCAGAAGCAACAAUGAUUAUUACCAACUGGGUCAUUUGGAUUUCACCGAUUGGUGUUUUCUUUUUGGUUACUUCAAAGCUUUUAGAAAUUAAGGAUAUAAGUGCCGUCAUUGGUCAAUUAGGAUUAUAUUUUAUGACAGUUUUAUUGGGACUAUUUCUCCAUGGUUUUGGGACUCUAUCUGUUAUAUACUUUAUCUGUACCAAAGAAUUACCUUUCAGAGUUAUUGGAAAAAUGGGACAAGUAUUAGUAACAGCAUUUGGAACAGCUUCAAGUACUGCCACACUGCCAGUUACUCUACAGUGCUUGGAUAAUAUGGGAGCAGAUCCUAGGAUAACAAGGUUUGUUGUACCAAUUGGUGCAACUAUCAAUAUGGAUGGAACUGCAUUGUAUGAAGCAGUUGCAGCUAUAUUUAUUGCUCAAGUUAGAGGCGUAUCAUUGACUCUUAGCAAUAUCAUUGGUGUUAGUGUGACUGCAACGGCUGCAAGUAUAGGUGCAGCUGGUAUACCACAAGCUGGUCUUGUUACAAUGGUUAUGGUAUUAGACACCAUAGGUUUACCAGCAAAGGAUGUCACCCUUAUUAUUGCCGUAGAUUGGCUGUUAGAUCGAUUCCGAACUACGAUUAACGUAAUGUGUGAUGCACUCGGAGCUUGUAUAAUCGAACAUAUGAGCAAAGGAGAACUUGAUGUACCUGCAUUGAAUCAAACAGAAGAUUCUAUUGAACUUGCUCAAUUGCGAAAAGCAGAAGCAUAAUCUUUUCUUUUUUUUAUUUCUUUUUUUUUUUUUUGUUUCCUGCAUGCUAUUUAAAAUAGCAUUUAUAUGAUAUUAUAUUAUAUUGCACAGUUCAACUGUGUCUCUUUAGAGAUUUAUACAUUUUUAUCUUAUUUAAUAUAAUGCGCUUACAAACUAAGAUGUUUGUAUAGCAGAAUUUUGUGAAUAUCACUUUUAAUAUAUGUACAUACAAAUGCAAAUACAAAUUUACAACACGGCCAA